AGCCAGUGUGUGAUAUCAACGGCAUGACUGCACCACCCUACAAGGCGACGCAAUCCCACUCUAAACCCCCAUCUCGUCGUUCUCUUUCCGAUUCAGGUCAGUUACGAUGUCCUUCUUCGGCUUCGACACGACCCUUCCCAGGGAUCGUGCUGCCGCUGGGGGGAGGAGGGGUAUAUUUGAGAACCCGGAUCCCUUCGCCGAAGUGGCUCGCGCCAAAGCUGGAGGCCACGACGACGACGAUGAUGCAAUCGAUUUCGAAGAUACCUAUGACGGAUUGGGCGACCAGCUGGACGAAGACCAGGAUGCGUUCAACGAGGACACCUUUGGAGCCGAUGAUGUGGGCAAGGAUUUCGACUUCUUCGGCAAGACCGCACAGGUAUCGGAUGUCCUCAGUGAGGAGCAGUUCCGAUACAGCUUGCAACAUCACAAGCCGAGUCCUGCUCCUCAACAACCUGCUGCUGUGUCUACUUCUACGUCUACCGUGCAGAAACCCAAAAAGACUGGUUAUGAGAAAUACAACGAUCCAGGAUACAUUCCUGAGAUCACGGCCAAGUCGAGCGUAUGGGGAACUACGCCAACACAGAAGUCCCAUGUAGAGCCCCCGCAGGCGGCACCGGCGCCGGCGGCGUCCAGGAACAUGAUGAGCCUGGAGGAGGUUGAAGCUCAGAUGCGCGCGCAAAGUCAACGAGUCACGGCUCCUCAGCCUGCAGUCUCGAUUCCACCUGUUUCUGAGUUGCCUCCUAUGCCGCAGCAUGGCCAACCGAUGCCUCCCAUCCCCUUGGAUGCUUACGCCCAAAUGAUUCCUGAGAGCGUUCGUUUUGAGCAGCAGGCUCAGUUUGCUCGAGGCAUACCGCCUAUGCAGCCCUUCCAAGGCCAUCAGCAGCCGCUUCCAGAACCAUUCCCUGGGUCUGCCGUCCCGCCUCCAGCACCGUUGCAACUCUUGCAGAACCAAGCCAGACCUCAGCAGGUGCCUCAGCAGCGCCACGGUGGUCAUCCACGCGUGUCUCGACAGCCGCAGCAACCGGUAAUGGGACCAAAUGGCCCGUUGCCGGUUAUUACCAACCCUCAGCAGCUGAUGAACCUUCCGGAAGACCAGCGCAUGGCUUAUCUCGUCGAAGAUGCCAAGCGGGCCAAGCGUAACCACAAAAUCUUCCUUCUCUCGAGAGGCAAUGGCUUGAUGACUCCUCAGGACAAGAACUUCAUCACGCGCAUUCAGCUGCAGCAAUUGGUAGCUGCGACAGGAAAUAUGGCCGACCCAGACCCGGAGGCUGUUUUGUCCGAAGACUUCUACUAUCAGGUCUACAGCCAGAUUCGAGGUGCUCCAAGGCAGCACCCUCGCCAACCUCUUGGCCACUUUGCUCAGACAUACCUCUUUCAAACAGGUAGCCGCACCGGUGGUCAUGGCCGGAGGCACUAUCAAAAUGCGGAUAACCACAUGCAGAGGAUGCAGCAACAGGUCCAGCGUGCUGUGGAGGCCGCGAAGCUCAAGCCCAAGAAUAAGCAGUUGAUCAUCGAAGGCAGCUUGGGAAAGAUUUCGUUCAGCAAUGCCAAGACUCCCAAGCCUUUGCUUAAUAUCAAGCGCCCGGAGAGUUCAGAGGGCGUCAAAACCGCGAAGAAAACGACGCAUACGGAACUGAGCCCGAGUGAUCGCAAAUCGAUCCUUAAAAACAUUGAAAGUGUCUACGGAGCUCUGAUGAAGAUGGAAGAUAUGGAACGUAAUAUGCCUCCGCCGCCGGAUGAGAGUGAUCCCGAAGCUAUUUCCCGGCACAUGGAAUGGAGACAGAAGAUUCAGGCUCUCAACCAGAAACUCUGGCAAGAACUGAAGGUCAUGGAGCCCAUCGUACCCGGAUCGGUCACCCCUCACCCGUUCAUCGCGUUCUUGUCAUACUCGAAGGGAAAGAAGGCCAUCCCUCGUAUAUUCCGGCAUAUUGACCAGGAGCAGCGGGUCACCAUCCUUACCAUGAUUGUCGUCCACCUGGACUCGCUCGAUGUGGUGCGCUGGGCCCAGCCCCGGCUUGGUGAGGUUCAACCACCUGCGGCGGUGCGGGAGGAGAUCGAGCUCUUCUCCCAAGCUGUCAUGCCCAGCCUUCUCGGCUAUGUGAGCGAAGCCCCCUUCAACAUUAUCAUCGGUCUAUUGGGCCUGGUCCUUGCCCAGACGCAGGUACAGACCGUGGCCCGAACCAAAGUCGGUCUUGGCAUCCUCACAAUGCUCCUCAGCCGUGCUGAGAUCGUGAAGGAGGCCGGCCAGGCCGAUGAGCGGGAUUGGCAGCAAUGGACCGAGAAAUUCAAUGUUCUCUUCGACACUCUUGAACCGAUCCUGGCUGACAUCUUCCCUGGAUCCAUCAACACUGGGGAUGAUAUGUACGUGUGGCAGUUCCUCGCUGCCGUGGGUAUCGGAGCGAGCCCGGAACAACAGCAGCGCUUGGUUAUCGCAGUCAAGGACCGAGUCAUGGAGACAGUAGCCCAGAGUAAGACACUGCCUGCUGACAUGGCCAGUCAGCGAUUGAGCAAUGUCAACCUCUUCAUGCGGGCCAUUGGACUGGACGUCGAGCUCCUCGGCUAGACCCAUCCUCUAAAUAUCCGGUCCGCGACCUCCUUCAGUCUCCUACUAUCUAAUUAUACGCGCCAUUAGGGCUGCAGUGACACCCAUGACUUAAUCCACGACUGACCGGACGAUGACAUGCGGAAUGAAACCACGAUUUUGAG
Molecule: messenger RNA, 2706 nt
Organism: Paecilomyces variotii
Lineage: Eukaryota; Fungi; Ascomycota; Eurotiomycetes; Eurotiales; Thermoascaceae
Product: putative topoisomerase II associated protein
Exons: 3
Coding region: 107-2563 (818 amino acids)
Biological process (GO): deadenylation-dependent decapping of nuclear-transcribed mRNA; P-body assembly
Cellular component (GO): P-body
Molecular function (GO): RNA binding
Source: RefSeq, a predicted model, not a curated record